Cuscuta europaea is the source of this 2719-nucleotide messenger RNA. The record is from the annotation of a GenBank genome assembly. NCBI's taxonomy places the organism in Eukaryota, Viridiplantae, Streptophyta, Magnoliopsida, Solanales, Convolvulaceae.
GUAUCAUUUACAGUCAUUCUGCACCUGAUUCCCAGUGAACUGCUGAAAGAAAACAAUUCAAUGGCUAAAUUUUUCUGAACUCUGACCCCUUGAAGUAUGAAUGCUUCAAUAAAUUGCUUUUCCCUGUUCUUCCUCCUGCACUUUUCUCUUCUCUUUCACAAGGUUCCCUGCGCAGCAAUAGACAGCAUAACCUUGACCCUCUCUGUCAGAGAUGGAGAUGAAGAGAGCAGCAUCGUUUCUUCUAAUGGAACCUUCGAGCUCGGAUUCUUCAGUGCAGGUAUUUCGUCUGAGAACCGAUAUGUUGGCAUAUGGUACAAAAGCGUAUCUCCUAGAACAGUUGUGUGGGUUGCCAACCGGCAAACCCCUCUAAACAGUAAAUCCGGUGUCUUGAAAUUAACAAAAUCCGGGUCCCUUGUUCUUCUGGAUGGAGCUACUAAUAGAACUAUCUGGUCAACUAAUGCCUCAAGAUCUGUGCAGAAUCUCACUGCUCAGCUUUUGGAUUCUGGAAAUCUUGUCCUUAAAUGUGCUGGUGAUGGCCGCAAUGGUGAGACGGAGAAUGUUCUGUGGCAGAGCUUUGAUAACCCAACUGAUACAUUCUUACCAGGAAUGAACAUAGGUUGGAACUUGGUCACUGGGCGUGACAUCUAUCUAACCUCAUGGAAAAGCAGUGAAGAUCCAGCUACAGGGGAUUAUACCUAUUUCAUGAGUCACAAUGGUUAUCCACAAAAUUUCAUGAAAAGAGGCUCAGAUGUGAUAUAUAGAUCAGGGCCAUGGAAUGGUUUACAUUUCAGCGGGUCAUCAAACUCGAGACAGAGUCCAUUCUAUGAAAUUGGAUUUGUUUAUAACGGAAGUCAAGCAUACUUCACUAAUAGGCUUCUGGGAUCUGUCAUAACAAGGGCAACUUUGAACCCGAAUGGAGUUCUAGAACGCACAACAUGGGUUCCUCGGAUACGGAGUUGGACCAUUUACCUUGAUGUACCUGCAGACAUAUGUGAUAGAUAUAAGCUGUGUGGUGCAUAUGGCCAAUGCAACAUUCAGAGCUCUCCUCUGUGUGAAUGCCUUGACAGGUUUGUGCCGAAGAAUCCAGCUGCAUGGCUUGCAGCAGAUUGGUCAAGUGGUUGUGUGAGGAGGACACACUUGUCUUGCAAUGCAGGAGAAGGGUUUAUGAAGUAUUCUAAUAUCAAAUUGCCAGACACGCAGAGAGUUUGGUUCAACAGGACCAUGACACUCCAAGAGUGCAAUGCACACUGCUUGAAAAACUGCUCUUGUGUGGCAUACUCAAAUAUUGAAGUACAGAAUGGAGGAGUGGGGUGCUUCAUGUGGUUCGGUGAUCUGCUAGACAUCAGAUUAGCAAAAGUAGGGCAAGAUAUUUAUAUCAAACUUGCAGCUCCAGAGUUAGUAUCUGGAGUCAGAUCUAGUGGAAAGAAACGAAAGAUCAUUCUUACUCUGUUUCCUGUGGCUGGAGUGUUUUUUCUGACUCUGUUUCUUGUGGUAUAUUAUCUAAGAUCGAAGAAAUGUUUAGGGCUCAAACGUAAAGUGAGACGAAGGCAUAGCAAGAGGGAUUACAGUGAUAAAAGCAACAAUGGUGAGUUUGAGUUACCUGUGUUUGACUUAUCGACAGUAAAUAAGGCUACUGAAAACUUUUCAAUAAUGAGCAAGAUCGGAGAGGGUGGAUAUGGACCUGUUUACAAGGGCAUUCUAGAUAAUGGACAGGAAAUAGCUGUGAAGCGGCUCUCCGAAACUUCUACUCAGGGAGAUGAUGAGUUCAAGAAUGAAGUACUGUUCAUUGCUAAGCUCCAACAUCGAAAUCUCGUAAAAAUGCUAGGAUGCUGCAUUGAAGGAGAGGAAAAGCUCUUGAUCUAUGAAUUCAUGCCAAAUGGAAGUCUUGAUGCAUUUUUGUUUGACGAAGAACCAAGCAGACAUCUAGAUUGGCCAAAGCGCUUCUGUAUAAUCAAUGGGACAGCUCGCGGACUUACAUACCUCCAUCAAGAUUCACGACUAAGAAUAAUUCAUAGAGAUCUAAAAGCUAGCAACAUUUUAUUGGACACGAACUUGGAACCCAAGAUAUCAGAUUUUGGAAUAGCAAGAUCUUUUGGAGGGAAUGAGAUAGAAGCCAAGACAAACAAAAUAGUUGGAACUUAUGGCUACAUCUCGCCAGAAUAUGCUGUACGGGGGCUCUACUCAGUAAAAUCCGAUGUAUUCAGCUUUGGUGUAUUGGUAUUGGAGAUUAUAACAGGGCAGAGGAAUACAAAUUUUUGUCAACCUGAGAGUGAUGACAACCUUCUUGGACAUGCAUGGAAGCUGCAUAAAGAAGGUAGGUCAAUGGAAAUAUUAGAGCCACAUCUAAGUGACACACCAACUCUUUCAACAUCUGAAGUGCUCAGGUCAAUUCAUGUGGCUCUAUUAUGUGUCCAGCAGCGUCCUGAAGACAGGCCAAACAUGUCUUCUGUCAUCCUAAUGUUGAAUAAUGAAGGUGUUUUGCCCCAACCUAAACAACCAGGUUUUUUCACAGAGGACAACAUUGCUUGUUCUCGCAAUCAUUUAAUAUCAACAAAUGAAAUGACCAUUACUAGUUUACAGCCACGCUAGCACACAUCUGAGGGUUUUUUGCUGAUACUUUUUGGUCUAUUGUUGUCCACAAUCUUAUGCUUUUAAUGCUUUGAUUUCUCAAAUGUAAAUACAUUUUCCGGGCGAAGUCCAAAUGGAUAAGCAUUCUUAC